Asterias rubens (European starfish) is the source of this 997-nucleotide messenger RNA. RefSeq names its product glutathione S-transferase-like. Gene Ontology annotation, molecular function: glutathione transferase activity. The coding region runs from base 115 to 747 and encodes 210 amino acids. The record is from RefSeq and is a predicted model, not a curated record. NCBI's taxonomy places the organism in Eukaryota, Metazoa, Echinodermata, Asteroidea, Forcipulatida, Asteriidae. Gene Ontology annotation, biological process: glutathione metabolic process. The transcript is spliced from 6 exons.
UGUGAAAACUAGUCUUAGAAAAUUACCAAUAGUGUCCACUGCCUUCAAGAUGAAACUGAAACUUCAGAGUCAAUUCCAUCCAUUACUGGAUUGACAGGCAGCAGCGUAGCCGACAUGCCGUCUUACAAGUUACUGUACUUCGAUACCCGCGGUAGAGCGGAGGCAACUCGAAUGCUCUUCGCCGUUGCUAACAAAGAAUUUGAAGAUGUCCGAAUAACGAAGGAAGAAUGGCCUAAGGUUAAACCAACCACUCCACAAGGUCACAUCCCCGUGCUGGAGAUUGAUGGGAGACAACUUCCUCAGAGCAAUGCAAUCGAGUCAUACGUAGCGAGAGAAUUCGGACUGUACGGUUCUGAUAACUGGGAAGCAGCUCAAAUAGAUGUAGUUCGAGAAACACUGAAAGAUUUAAUAGAACCCAUGAUCAUGCCAGUACUUUUUGAACUGGACAAAGAUAAACAAGCCACAAAUUCCAAAGAGUACUACGAGAAAACUGCGCCCCCGUUUUUGAAGAUUCUUCACGAUCUUCUUGUAAAGAACAACGGGGGCACUGGGUACUUCGUCGGAAACACGGCUACACUCGCUGACGUCAUUUUCUUCGUCACCAUGGAGUGGUUCGAAAAGCCAUCUUAUGCCAACAAGGGACUGGAAAACUACCCAAUGCUGGUGGGACUGAGAGAUCGUUUAGCAGCAAACGAACUCGCUAUGCAUCUUAAAGAGCGCCCUCAAGCGUACUGGAUUCACGACUAAAAACGAACAAGAUGAACGAUCAUGCGGGGAGUAUUUUCAAUAAACAAUCUUCGUUCGCGUCCACGUUAUUAACUUUUUAGAAAUUAAAUUCUUCAAUAGGGACUAACGUCUCUAUACAACCCAACAAAAUUUGAACUGUUUUCUCAAUAUGUUGACACUUUUAUUGUAUCUUUGUUGAUUUGUGCUACGACAGUUACCAUACCAUAACCCAUAAUUAUUAUAUCACUUCUAUACUAUACUUGUAAGGGGG